Messenger RNA from Humulus lupulus (European hop), 1089 nucleotides. RefSeq lists its product as uncharacterized. The transcript has a single exon. Bases 1 to 1089 code for a protein of 362 amino acids. The record is from RefSeq and is a predicted model, not a curated record. Lineage: Eukaryota; Viridiplantae; Streptophyta; Magnoliopsida; Rosales; Cannabaceae.
AUGGAGAUGAAUCAAUCAAUGGGGCAGCCUAUGGGGACACAAAUGGGGCAAAUGGAGAGCAUUUCUUGUGUGUAUUGUGGUGAGGGUCAUACUUUUGACAACUGUCCUUCUAAUCCAGCAGCUGUUUGUUACAUGGGGAACCAAAAUAGGAAUGGUCCUUAUUCUAAUUCCUACAACCCAUCAUGGAGGCAACAUCCCAAUUUUUCAUGGAGUAAUCAAGGAGCUAGCCCUAGAAAUCCUUCUAUGCCUCCAAGACCAAAUUUCCCACUGGGUUACCCCCCACAAGCACCACAACAAAGGCCACAACAACAAACAAUGCAAUCUAGCUCUCUUGAGAGCAUGUUGAAGGAAUAUAUAGUGAAGAAUGAAGCCAUGAUUCAAAGCCAAGCGGCUUCAUUGAGGAACUUAGAAAACCAAGUUGGGCAACUAGCUAAUGAGCUUAGAAAUAGACCCCACGGUACACUGCCAAGUGAUACUGAGAAUCCAAGGAAUGUGGGGAAGGAACAUUGUAAAGCUGUCACUUUGAGGAGUGGAAAAGAGUUGGAGAAGGACAAGACCGAUUCUGGGCAUGAGGGUGAGCCCUCUUCAAUCCAAAUAAAUGAGGAAUUCCAAAAAGAUGCUGAACUUCCUAGUGCACAAAAAUCUGCCUCUACCCAGAAUGUUGUAAGGAUGCCACAGCAUUGUCAACCAGCAAGUUCAUUUUCAAAGCAGCCACCUCCAUUUUCUCAAUGUUUUCAGAAGCAAAAGUUGGAUUCUCAGUUCAAGAAGUUUCUAGAUAUGUUGAAGCUGUUGCAUAUCAACAUCCCACUUGUAGAGGCACUUGAGCAAAUGCCUAACUAUGUGAAAUUCAUGAAAGAUAUUCUUACAAGGAAGAGAAUGUUAGGAGAAUUUGAGAUAGUGGCUCUUACCAAGGAAUGUAGCUCAUUCUUGCAAAACAAGCUGCCACUGAAGAUGAAAGAUCCUGGGAGUUUCACCAUUCCACGCACCAUUGGUAAUUCUUAUUGUGGCAUGGAAUUAUGUGACUUGGGUGCUAGUAUAAAUUUGAUGCCCAUGUCUGUGUAUAGACAAUUGGGGAUUGGUGAAGUCUGA